AUGACAGGUCAGACCUUCGCACUGCCAUCUGAUGCUGGACGUGACGUGGCCUGUAACCCUCGAUCAUUCAGAAGCUCUCAACCACCGAUGCGGUUGUUCCGCCUCAGCGUGCGUCAUGCAGAGCUCAUUCAUACCGCUUCUCGACGAGGUACUGCCCACUUGUGUUUACAAAACUUGAACCAAACCAUGCGCUAUGGUGGCCGAAAAUACUUGCUAAGCGGUAUGGAAGUGGAAGAGAUAACGGUACUCAGUAAUGAAACAAAUGGCAAGAUCCUGAGACGUCAAGUCUACACCCUUCCAGGUGGUAACAAGAAAGUGGUAAACACGAAGAGUAUUACUGUGGUUGCUAUGGCAUGCCGUAACCGUCAGACAUAUGGUAGGCUACGAGCUGAGGAUUCAGAGUGA
Cooperia oncophora is the source of this 405-nucleotide messenger RNA. The record is from the annotation of a GenBank genome assembly. NCBI's taxonomy places the organism in Eukaryota, Metazoa, Nematoda, Chromadorea, Rhabditida, Trichostrongylidae.